AUGGAAAACCAGACUUUUGGUGAUGACAUCCUAAUCAUGGAGGGGUUAAAGGUCACCUCUCAGUCCUUCAUCCCUGCCUUUGUCCUUCUCCUCCUCAUUUACAUCUUCAGUAUAGUGUCUAACAUCGGCCUGGUAGCUCUGAUCUUUAGGAGCAGGAACCUCCACCAGCCCAUGUAUCUGCUCCUCUGCAACAUGAGUAUUAAUGAUGUUUUCGGGGCCACGAUAAUUAUACCUCAUGUGCUCAGAGAUCUUUUAAUAUCAAACUCAGUGAGGUACAUUCAUUACAUCGACUGUGUCAUUCAGGCCUUUUGUGUUCAUCUCCAUGCAAGUGCCUCUCACACUGUGCUCAUGAUCAUGGCUUUUGAUCGAUAUGUGGCCAUCUGUAACCCACUGCGUUACGCCACCAUCAUGACCAACAGGAUGGUGGUGACGCUGUCAGUGGCAGCCUGGGGAACAGCCUUUGUGCUGGUGCUGAUCCUCGUCGUCCUCAGCGUCCGCCUGUCGCGCUGCAGGUGGAUUAUAUUUAACCCGUUCUGCGACAACGCCUCCCUGUUCAAGCUGUCCUGUGAAAGCGUCCUCAUUAAUAACAUCUACGGCCUCAGCUACACGGUGGUCCUGCUGGGCUCCUCCAUCGGUAGCAUAACUCUCACCUACCUGAGAAUUGCUACAGCUUGUGUGCUCAGUAAAAGCAAGGUGCUGAACAAUCGGGCGCUGCAGACCUGCACCACCCACCUGGCUGUGUACAUCACCCUCCUGGUCUCUGGCUUCAUCAUCGUAAUCCUGCAUCGUUUCCCUCAGAUGUCGGACCACAGGAAAGUGGCGGGAGUCCUGGGACAUGUUGCCUUGCCUGCCCUGAAUGCUAUUAUCUAUGGGUUGCAGAUUAAAGAGGUCAGGCAGAGGAUUAUUAUUUCGUUCCAUAACAAUAAAUUAGCUGUAAUGGACGUAAAAUGA
Chelmon rostratus (copperband butterflyfish) is the source of this 951-nucleotide messenger RNA. Its product is annotated as olfactory receptor 52N5-like. Gene Ontology annotation, biological process: G protein-coupled receptor signaling pathway. Gene Ontology annotation, cellular component: membrane. The transcript has a single exon. The coding region runs from base 1 to 951 and encodes 316 amino acids. The record is from RefSeq and is a predicted model, not a curated record. Gene Ontology annotation, molecular function: olfactory receptor activity; G protein-coupled receptor activity. Lineage: Eukaryota; Metazoa; Chordata; Actinopteri; Chaetodontiformes; Chaetodontidae.